Molecule: messenger RNA, 968 nt
Organism: Drosophila santomea
Lineage: Eukaryota; Metazoa; Arthropoda; Insecta; Diptera; Drosophilidae
Product: UPF0193 protein EVG1 homolog
Exons: 3
Coding region: 120-872 (250 amino acids)
Source: RefSeq, a predicted model, not a curated record
CGUAAAACAACUUCAUACCGAGGCCAGCCUUCAAACACGUCAAACGAAAUUGUCGAAACGAUUUUCUAUAGUAUAUACAAGCGCAACUUUUCCGGAGCAAAAAUUAUUAGCUUUACAGAAUGAGCCGACAUCGCUUCAACAACGUGCAGAUCAAGGCAUUGCCCGGAGGUCUGAUGGCCCACCACGAACCGGAAGCGGAUGGCGGUCCGUCCAGUUCGCAGAAGCUGCCCAUGUGGCCCAGUGAGCGCAUUCCUCCUGGCGGCGCUGGAGCCUUCCACUCGGCCAAGGUGCAAUAUAGCAAGGAGACAGCUGAUCUCAUCCGAUUGCUUGUCAAGGAGUCCAAGAUGUCGAUGAUGGUACGCAAGCAGAUCGAUGAGAGCUUGCGCAAUGGGGAGCCAUUGCCCCUUCCCGAACCGCCGCGUCCCAAUACCAACAACGAUCCUGACAAGGAGACACUGGCCAUUUUGGAUCGGGCGCGUAAUGCCAAGCGCAAGAAUCUACGGCAGAUCGAGGCGAGCGGAGCUUACAAGCAGAGUUACUACCGCCCGCCCGCGGACAACAGGAUGCAGGGAGAGAAGGCCAAGUCACAGCUGCAGUUCACCAUGGCCGGCACGCAUUUGCCGGAUCCGGCAAUCAAGCCGCGACGUCGUCCACGUGAAGAGCAACUGGUGACGGAGGAGGAUCUCAUAAAUGAGCUUUUGGACCAAAUCAACGAGCGUGCCGAGUGGUUGACGGAAAUGGAGUCCAUGGGCCAGGGCAAGAAGUAUCGCCCGGAGAUUCGCGACCAGAUUUCCGAGCGUCUGCGUCGCAUUCAGGCGCUGGAAUCCAAGAUGAAGAUGAAGUCCGAUGGCGGCUUUCGUUUCGUGGACUAAAUGUGUUAUCCUGUUAUUAAAUAAGUUCCAAGAUUUACUUGAAUCUCACGGGAAUUUAUGGUAACACUCGAUUAAUAAAUAGCUUUAUUUAACUUA